Messenger RNA from Coregonus clupeaformis (lake whitefish), 1956 nucleotides. RefSeq names its product beta-1,4 N-acetylgalactosaminyltransferase 1. The transcript has 12 exons. Gene Ontology annotation, biological process: ganglioside biosynthetic process. NCBI's taxonomy places the organism in Eukaryota, Metazoa, Chordata, Actinopteri, Salmoniformes, Salmonidae. Gene Ontology annotation, molecular function: hexosyltransferase activity. The record is from RefSeq and is a predicted model, not a curated record. Gene Ontology annotation, cellular component: Golgi membrane. The coding region runs from base 359 to 1939 and encodes 526 amino acids.
GGCCGGUAGUGGCAUCCCUCUCGCGUCCGUUUUGGCGGAACAGCAAGGCGGGAUGAAGCAUAUCACCUAUCGGAAUUAAAACAGUGCGACUGCCGGAUUCACAUAUGUGGAAUGUAACCAGAUUUUUAACAACAUUAUUUUACGCAUGCAUUAUAAGCAUAUUGAUGUCAAUUUCAAGAGAAGGACAAUCUGAUUGGUGGAGACGUUAAGAUGGGGAAAGUCCUUAGCUGUUCAUAAUGGGAUUUUGGGGGAUGCAAUGGCCGACAGGAGACGUCUUCUCUCUGAGUGGAUACAGGCAGUAGGGUGGUGACCGCAGAACGUCUCCUGUUUGUCCUUGUGUGCUGUGACAGUUUUUAGGAUGCGUUCCUUAAGGAAGACUGUGUUGUUGGCCAUUGUGGUGUCGGUGGUGUUGGUGGUGGCCCUCCUCCAUUCCUGGCCCACCCGGGCCUACACCACUGUGGAUGUCUGGCAGAGACCAGGGCCUGCAGUAGAGAGGUUCCCAGAACUAGACCACAGAUCUGCCAACAUCCCCUAUCGCGUGAAGGAGAGUGUUGCAGGUCUGUUGGCACGUAACGGAUGUGUGUGUGAGGGUGAGAGUGGGGGCAUGAACCUGCCCUUUGCCCAGCUGCUGUUCCCCCGGGUGUCGGCCCACCCCCUGCACACUGCCUUUGAGGCCUCUGAGCUGGAAGAGAUGAAGAAACGGAGGGCCAAGGAGUACCAGGGCUUCCAGAUGAGAUCUCAGACUCCUGCAGAUAUGCUCAUCGUGGCCGAGGCCAACAAUCCUCUGCAGUACCCAACACAGGGGGUGGAAGUACGGCCGCUCAAAACCAUCCUCAUCCCAGGACUUGCAGUACAAGACCAUCCCAGACAGCUGUACACAGUCAACUUUACCUCCACCCUGGGAACGUUAAACGUGGCAGCGGAGGUUGAGGGGGUAAAGGUCAAAGGUGACGGGGAGAUGCACAUGACCCUGACCAGCAGCCUGCUGUCCAACCUGAACCGGCAGCUACAGUUUGUCACCUACACCAACACACUGUUCCACCCUAGUACAGCAGACACUGUGCAGUUUGAGACAGAGGGUCACCAAGCCAUGUUUACUAUCAAGGUCCGUCAUGGUGUAACUCCGAAACUCUACAACACGGGACCCAAAGGGGAAUACAACAUCAGUGCCCUUGUUACCAUAGCAACCAAAACGUUCCUGCGCUAUGACAAGCUCCAAGAUCUCAUCGACAGUGUGCGACAAUACUAUUCCACUGUCACCAUAGUAAUAGCUGAUGACAGUGAAAACCCUAAGACAGUCUCUGGCCCCUACAUCGAACAUUAUAUCAUGCCAUUUGGAAAGGGCUGGUUUGCAGGAAGGAACCUAGCCGUUUCCCAGGUGACUACCAAGUAUGUGCUGUGGGUGGACGAUGACUUCAUCUUCACGGCCAACACCAAGCUGGAGAAACUGGUUGACGUCCUGGAGAGGACCACCCUGGACCUGGUGGGUGGUGCAGUGCGGGAGGCCACAGGCUACACUGCCACCUACAGGCAGACCAUCUCCAUUGAGCCAGGGGAGGAGGAGGGGGACUGUCUGCACAUGCGGAGGGGCUUCCACCACAUCAUCCAGGGCUUCCCAAACUGCGUGGUCACUGACGGGGUCAUCAACUUCUUCCUGGCCCGCACAGACAAGGUCCAGCAAGUGGGCUUUGACCCACGUCUGGCCAGAGUGGCCCACCUGGAGUUUUUCAUUGAUGGCCUUGGCUCACUUCACGUGGGAUCCUGUGAUAAUGUCAUCGUCAACCACGCCACCAAGAUCAAGCUUCCCUGGGUCAGCCAAUCAGAGAGUGACAAGACGUAUGCCAAGUUCCGCUACCCACCAGCCUCCUCGGAUGCCACACACACCAAAAACGGCCUCCUCUAUUUCAAGAACCGCUUCCAGUGUUUGACUCACAAUUAAAUCCCCUGUUUUGUUAA